Molecule: messenger RNA, 2426 nt
Organism: Glycine soja
Lineage: Eukaryota; Viridiplantae; Streptophyta; Magnoliopsida; Fabales; Fabaceae
Product: F-box/LRR-repeat protein 4-like
Exons: 8
Coding region: 139-1962 (607 amino acids)
Biological process (GO): SCF-dependent proteasomal ubiquitin-dependent protein catabolic process
Cellular component (GO): SCF ubiquitin ligase complex
Molecular function (GO): protein binding
Source: RefSeq, a predicted model, not a curated record
ACCGGCAAAAUGUCACCCACAGAUAAGGACCGUAUCGUACGCAACUGGAUCUGCUCUUCUGGCGCUUGCUGAAACCUCGUCCGAAACGUUCGUUUUGGCAAAAUCUGAAUCAUUGGAAUUUUGAAGCGACUCGAUUCGAUGCGAGGCCACGAUUGGAUCAACACGCUGCUCCCCGACGAGUUACUCAUUGAGAUCUUCCGCCGCCUGGACUCUAAGUCCAACCGCGACGCCAGCUCCCUCGUCUGCACGCGGUGGCUCCGCCUCGAGCGCCUCACACGCGCCGCCAUCCGCAUCGGCGCCUCCGGCUCCCCCGACCUCUUGAUCCACCUCCUCGCCGCGCGAUUCUCCAACAUCACCACCGUUCACAUCGAUGAGCGCCUCUCUGUUUCAAUCCCCGCUCACCUCGGGAGAAGACGCUCGAGCGGCAAUUCCUCGGUGAAGCUGCACGACGUGAAUGAUAAGCACGGCUCUGCCUCUGAUCAGAGCGAUUUGGAUUCACUCUGUUUAUCUGAUUCUGGUUUGGCUUCUCUCGCCGAAGGCUUUCCCAAGCUCGAGAAGCUGAGGUUAAUUUGGUGUUCUAACGUCACUAGCGAGGGGUUGUCAUCCCUAGCAAGGAAAUGCACUUCUUUGAAAUCCUUGGACUUGCAGGGUUGCUAUGUUGGAGAUCAAGGUCUAGCUGCUAUUGGACAGUGUUGCAAACAACUUGAAGAUUUGAAUCUGCGUUUCUGUGAAGGUUUGACUGAUAAUGGUUUGGUUGAAUUAGCAUUGGGUGUGGGAAAUGCGUUAAAAUCUCUUGGAGUAGCAGCUUGUGCCAAAAUAACUGACGUUUCAAUGGAAGUUGUGGGAUCACAGUGCAGAUCCCUUGAGACCUUGUCAUUGGACUCUGAGUUCAUCCAUAAUAAAGGGGUGCUUGCUGUGAUUAAAGGAUGUCCACAUUUGAAAGUUCUAAAGCUGCAAUGUAUUAAUCUUACAGAUGAUACUCUAAAUGUUGCAGGCACUAGCUGCUUGUCUUUGGAGUUAUUGGCUUUAUAUAGUUUUCAGAGAUUUACUGAUAAGGGUUUGUGUGCUAUUGGGAAUGGAUGUAAGAAGUUAAAGAACUUGACUUUAAGUGAUUGCUAUUUCCUCAGUGACAAGGGUUUGGAAGUAAUUGCUACUGGCUGCAAGGAACUUACUCAUCUUGAAGUGAAUGGAUGCCACAAUAUUGGAACUUUGGGGCUAGAAUCUGUUGGAAAAUCCUGCCAACAUCUCUCUGAGUUAGCAUUGCUUUACUGCCAAAGAAUUGGUGAUGCUGGUCUUGUCCAGGUUGGACAGGGAUGCAAAUUCUUGCAAGCACUUCAAUUGGUAGAUUGUUCAAGCAUUGGAGAUGAAGCCAUGUGUGGCAUAGCUAGUGGCUGUAGGAAUCUAAAGAAACUUCAUAUUCGUCGCUGUUAUGAGAUUGGGAACAAGGGGAUCAUUGCUGUUGGUGAGAAGUGUAAGUUGCUAACAGAUCUUAGCAUUCGAUUUUGUGAUAGGGUUGGCGACAGAGCUCUUAUUGCUAUAGCUGAGGGUUGUUCCCUUCAUUAUCUGAAUGUUAGUGGUUGCCAUCUAAUUGGAGAUGCUGGAGUGAUAGCCAUUGCAAGGGGGUGCCCUCAACUAUGUUAUUUGGAUGUGAGUGUAUUGCAGAAGUUAGGUGAUAUAGCUAUGGCUGAAUUGGGAGAACACUGUCCAUUGUUGAAAGAAAUAGUACUCUCACACUGUCGACAAAUAACAGAUGUUGGGUUAGCACAUCUUGUAAAAGGUUGCUGCACAGUGCUUGAGUCAUGCCACAUGGUUUAUUGCUCUGGUGUAACUUCAGUUGGAGUAGCAACUGUGGUUUCUAGUUGUCCCAACAUAAAAAAGGUUCUUGUUGAAAAGUGGAAGGUUAGCCAACGUACUCAGCGUCGAGUAGGCUCAGUCAUCUCCUACUUGUGCAUGGACCUCUAGAUCUCCUUCGGUGUAUAUGUACACCUCCAAGUUUUUUUUUUCUACAUUUAAAUAUAAAUAAAGCAACAACAAGUUAAGACAAUUGGCGCAAUAGUAAGAUGCAUGUACUAGAGACCACCUUCAUUCACUGGACCACUUACAAUCCCUUGGUGAAUGAGGUUUUUUCUUGUACAUAUUCAGGAGUGACUCAUGAUUUUAUUUUAUCGUAGAAGUGAAAAGUAUAGGAAUCAAUAGGUCUAGGUAAAUAAGUGUUGCUUUUAGUAACUUAUCAUUUGUUUUCAAAGAAAGGACUUAAAUAUGUUUUUGCUCUCUAAUAUAUUUAUUUUAUAGUUUUGGUCCUUAAGAAAUUCAUUGCUUUGUGCUCAUUAAAGAUAGAAGGUUUUAGUAUAUUAAUAUGUUUGGAUUGGUGGUGGAUGAUGUAAUGGAAAUGAAUGAAAGAUGUUCCAUUGUUUGAUUUAUAAAAA